This is a messenger RNA of Neohortaea acidophila, 4003 nucleotides long. RefSeq names its product armadillo-type protein. Gene Ontology annotation, biological process: spliceosomal complex assembly. The transcript is spliced from 2 exons. Gene Ontology annotation, molecular function: mRNA binding. NCBI's taxonomy places the organism in Eukaryota, Fungi, Ascomycota, Dothideomycetes, Mycosphaerellales, Teratosphaeriaceae. The record is from RefSeq and is a predicted model, not a curated record. The coding region runs from base 149 to 3769 and encodes 1206 amino acids. Gene Ontology annotation, cellular component: catalytic step 2 spliceosome; U2 snRNP; U2-type prespliceosome.
CAAAAUUCUGUCCCCCUCGUCAACUCCGCAUCGCCUCACAUCGCCCACCUGGACACCCCCGUUUGCGGCAUCGCGGUAAUUGAAAGCCACUCACUCGACGCAUCGGACUGUCUCUAAUCAUCACAGCGACGCUCACUGCGCCUUCAACAUGUCGGACGCCGACUUCGAGCGCGUUCGCCAGGCGCAAGUCGAGCGGAAUGCCGGCAAGAAAGGCGGCAAAGGCCUCGAUGCCGCCGGCCAGCGCAACAGCUCCACCAAGGCCUCGCUCACGGCGAACUUCGACACCGAGCUGUACGGCGAAGACUCUUCCAGUAAGUAUGCAGGGUACAACACCUCCAUCGCGGUGGACGAUGAUCAGGACAUGGAUAUGGACGAUGAGGGCGGCGACGGGCGGCUGGUGGGGCAGUACACGGCCACGGCAGCUCAGAUGAAUGAGUGGGCGCAUGGUGACACGGCGGAAGAGGAUAUGUUGGAGAGCAGGGAGAAACAGGCGCAGAUUGCGAACAGAGAGACCGACUAUCAGAAGAGGAGGUUCAAGCGGGACCUGAGCCCUGAGCGGGAGGGAGACCGCAGCUACCGUGAGGUCAUGGCUGAGCGGGACCUGGAGCGCGAGGAAGAGAGAGUGAAGAAGAUGAUCGAAGACAAGAACAAAGGGAAGAUUGAGGAUGAAGAGGAUGAUACGGUCAUCUCCGGGAAACAGCCAUUGCUCAAGGAUGGCAGUGCCGAAGACUCCGCAAACGGCGUCAACGGACACGAGGAAGUGAAGCCCCGGACACGGAAGAGGAGAUGGGACACAUCUGCGGACACCCCGGCUACCAACGGCGAAGUGGCCACAAAUGGCCAUGCGACUGAUGGCGAGGUUGCUACGAAGAAGUCUAGAUGGGACACCACCCCGGCAGUCAACGGCGAGGCGGCGCCCGCCAAAAAACGUUCGAAGUGGGAUGAAGUACCGUCCGCGUCCGGAGCGAGUACUGCAGCUGCAGUAGCUGCACCUUCGCAGUCUGCAAUGACUUUCGGAACAGACGUAUCAUCCCGGAACGCCGCCAUCUCCGACGAAGAGCUUGAUGAGAUGCUACCGAGCGAAGGCUAUCAGAUCUUGACCCCUCCACCAGGCUUCGAACCUGUGCGCGCCCCGGCCAAGCGGCUCGUGCCGGCUCAGCCUGCCAACACAGGCGGAUUCAUGAUGCAAGAGUCAGUCGACCCUCGAUCGAUGGGCAAGCAGCUACCUUCCGACAUCCCUGGCAUCGGUGAUCUGCAGUUCUUCAAGUCGGAAGACAUGGCAUACUUCGGCAAGCUGGUCGAUGGGGCUGAUGAGAACGAGCUUGGUGUGGAAGAGCUGAAGCAGCGCAAGAUCAUGCGGCUGCUGCUCAAAGUCAAAAACGGCACGCCGCCGAUGCGUAAAACCGCCCUACGUCAAAUCACCGACAACGCACGCCACUUCGGCGCCGGCCCCUUGUUUGAUCAGAUCCUGCCUUUGCUCAUGGAGAAGUCCUUGGAAGACCAAGAGCGCCAUCUUCUCGUCAAAGUCAUCGAUCGCGUGCUGUACAAGCUUGACGACCUGGUCCGCCCUUAUGUUCACAAAAUCCUGGUCGUCAUCGAGCCGCUGCUUAUCGACCAAGAUUACUAUGCGCGAGUCGAAGGCCGCGAAAUCAUCUCCAAUCUCUCAAAAGCAGCGGGACUGGCACACAUGAUCUCCACCAUGCGUCCGGAUAUCGACCACGUGGACGAAUACGUGCGAAACACCACCGCUCGUGCAUUCGCUGUUGUCGCCUCUGCCCUCGGCAUCCCAACCCUCCUACCCUUCCUCAAAGCGGUUUGCAAGUCGAAGAAGUCGUGGCAAGCACGACACACCGGCGUCAAGAUCGUCCAACAAAUCCCUAUCCUCAUGGGCUGUGCCGUGCUACCUCACCUCAAAGGCCUUGUGGAGUGCAUAGGCGACAACCUGAACGAUGAGCAAGCCAAGGUGCGCACGGUGACCUCACUUGCUCUCGCUGCUCUUGCAGAGGCCUCCAACCCCUUUGGUAUCGAGAGCUUCGACGAUAUCCUCAACCCACUGUGGACCGGCGCGCGUAAACAGCGCGGCAAGGGUCUGGCAGGCUACCUCAAGGCUGUCGGCUACAUCAUUCCGCUCAUGGACGAGGAGUACAGCAACUACUACACAACGCAGAUCAUGGAGAUCCUGCUGCGCGAAUUCCAAAGCCCGGAUGAGGAGAUGAAGAAGGUGGUCCUCAAAGUCAUCAGUCAAUGCGCUGGCACUAGCGGUGUGACGAGCGCCUACUUGAAGGAGACUGUGUUGACCGAUUUCUUUAAGAGCUUCUGGGUCAGACGCAUGGCUUUGGACAAGAGAAACUACAAACAGGUAGUCGAUACAACCGUCGAUCUCGGCAACAAGGUUGGAGUCGGCGAGAUUGUGGAACGAAUCGUUGGCAAUCUGAAGGACGAAAGUGAAGCGUACCGCAAGAUGACUGUGGAGACCAUCGAAAAGGUUAUCUCCGCAAUGGGCGCUGCCGACAUCGAUGAACGACUGGAGGAGCGACUCGUAGACGGCAUUCUGCACGCCUUCCAAGAACAAAGUGUCGAGGACAUUGUGCUGCUUAACGGGUUCGGAACUGUGGUCACUGCGCUUGGAACCAGGUGCAAGCCGUAUUUGCCCCAGAUUGUGUCGACCAUCCUCUGGAGACUCAACAACAAGUCGGCAACAGUCAGGCAGCAGGCUGCUGAUCUGAUUACGAGGAUCGCCGUGGUGAUGAAGCAGUGUGGCGAAGACGCACUCAUGGGCAAGCUGGGCACGGUGCUGUAUGAGUAUCUCGGGGAGGAAUAUCCGGAAGUGCUCGGAUCGAUCUUGGGCGCGAUGAGAAGCAUCGUCACGGUGGUCGGCAUUACUAGCAUGCAGCCACCCAUCCGUGACUUACUGCCGCGCCUCACGCCGAUUCUGCGCAACCGACACGAGAAAGUGCAGGAGAACACCAUCGAUCUCGUCGGCCGCAUUGCCGAUCGCGGACCCGAGAGCGUCAACGCGCGAGAGUGGAUGCGCAUCUGCUUCGAGCUGCUCGACAUGCUCAAAGCGCACAAGAAGGGCAUCCGGCGCGCGGCCAACAAUACCUUUGGCUUCAUCGCCAAAGCCAUCGGCCCCCAAGACGUCCUGGCCACGCUGCUCAACAACCUCCGCGUGCAAGAGCGCCAAAGCCGCGUGUGCACCGCCGUAGCCAUCGGCAUCGUCGCCGAGACCUGCGCCCCCUUCACCGUCCUCCCCGCCCUCAUGAACGAAUACCGCGUGCCGGAGCUGAACGUGCAAAACGGCGUGCUGAAAUCCCUCUCCUUCCUCUUCGAGUACAUCGGCGAAAUGGCAAAAGACUACGUCUACGCCGUCACGCCGCUGCUCGAAGACGCGCUCAUCGACCGCGACCAAGUGCACCGCCAGACGGCCGCGAGCGUCGUCAAGCACAUUGCCCUCGGCGUCGUCGGCCUCGGCUGCGAAGACGCCAUGCUGCACCUGCUCAACCUGCUCUACCCCAACCUGUUCGAGACGAGUCCGCACGUCAUCGACCGCGUCGUCGAGGCCAUCGACGCCAUUCGCGUCGCCAUCGGCACCGGCGCCGUGCUGAAUUACGUGUGGGCCGGCUUGUUCCACCCGGCGCGCAAGGUGCGCACGCCGUACUGGCGCUUGUAUAAUGAUGCGUAUGUGCAGGCCGCGGAUGCCAUGGUGCCUUACUACCCGCCGUUGGAGGAGGAUCAGUUGAGGCGGAUGGAGUUGACGAUCAUGAUUUGACGCGGCGGAGCAGAAGGACUUCGCAUUGGGAUGUGCUGCGGCCGGAUGUGAGAGGUGUUCCCCUCGGCCAGGGCUAGCAAGGAGUUGAGUGCGGGAAGAAAAGAGGUUGUAGCAGUAGCUGAGUGACUGGCCAUUGACGCUGGGUACGAUAGCAACGUGCAACGAGUUUUGAAAAUGACUUCCACAGUUUGUAUAAUCUGAGGAAAAUCAAAGGGAGGCGUGAUGAAAGAAUGC